UUGUUUUGUUAAGGUGCUCUUCCUUUUCCCUGGUAAUAUACUAAGAUAAGAUAACAGUGGCGAUUCAUUUCUUAAAAAAUAAUAAUAAAACAAUUGAAUUGUAAAAAAUUUCUCAUUUUCAAAUCUUGGGGUCUUGACCGUUUUGUACAAACGACAUGUACUUCUCGUAUCUCCAUGUCCUAGAUCCCUGUAACAGCCCCCCUGUUCCCUUUACCUGUCCAUUCAGUUUAGCCUUUCUUUGCCGGCCUCUUAAUCAAUGUGUCAUCAUCUGGGUUUUUGUUCCUUCAAAUUUUAGUUUUAGUCAUAUUUAAUCAAUCUGGAAAUAGGUUGCUUCUGGGAAAGAGGGUAUAUUUUAACAUGCCCAUUCUUUCCAUGCAAAUAAACAUUGCUUUAGUCCUUGGAUUUCAACUUUGUGGUUUAACUAUGGAACUGUCUUAAAAAAAAGUACUGAAGACUAGAUUCUUCUAACUUUCUGAGCCUUAUUCAUUCUAGAGUUUCUGAUCUCCCCAAGUGGGGUUCUGUUAGAAUUUGUAAGUUGGUUAUACGAAAGUACACUUGUUGUCAGCAGAGAAUUUCUUCUUAUUCAGACAAAUUUCAUCCUUUGAUGAGUUUUGGACACUUGAGUCCUUUGUUAAGGGAAUGGGUUUCAUUAAAUUUGAGGGACAAAGUUUCUAGUACUGUUAGUUUUUGAGUGUCUACAUUUUAUGUUUUUAUCCUUAUUGGAACUCACUCAGAUUGUCUUGUUCUCCUGUGGAAGUGACAAAUUUUUUUCAUGAUUCCUUUAUGAGCCUGGGGGUGUUAGGUGUAGGUUUAUAAAGUUGCCAGAUGUUUUACCUCCUGGUGUCUCUGUCUUUGGUCUUUAGGGUUUCAAUGGCACUCUUUUAGUAGCAGUAGUUUGGCAAAUCAAGCCUCAGAUCUGAGACAUAAUUGUCAACAAAGACCAGGAAAUUUGUGUUGGUAGUUGGGUUUUAGCUGUAAGUUCACGAGAUCAGACGUUUGUGACAAGAUAGAGCUGUUGAUGAACGUUUUCUCAGUCUGACUAAGUGUGUCUUUCCAUUCAUUCUUGUUGGCAUUUCGGUGUUUCUAAGAAUUCUAGAAGAAUUGUUUCUUAAAUUCUAGAAACUCUUCGUUGAAAAAUUUCUGGGUUUUGGUUUUCAAAAUGGGGCAUUCUGCAGCAGUAUGGGAUUACAAGGCAGCGACAGAGAUUACAAAGGAUUGGAAUGGGAUUGAUAAGGUUGUGCUUCGAAACCCAGGAGGGGCUUCAGCAAGGGUUAGCUUACAUGGAGGUCAGGUCACUUCAUGGAGGAAUGAGCAAGGGGAAGAACUUCUGUUUACUAGUAGUAAGGCAAUUUUUAAGCCUCCAAAAGCAGUUCGAGGAGGGAUCCCUAUUUGUUUCCCACAGUUUGGUUACUGUGGGUCACUCGAGCAACAUGGAUUUGCUAGGAACAAGAUUUGGACAAUUGAUGAAAACCCUCCACCUCUUAGUCCAAGUGAUUCCCAUGGCAAAUCCUUCAUUGACCUUUUGCUUAAACCAUCUGAAGAAGAUCUUAAGUGCUGGCCCCACAGUUUUGAGUUUCGCUUGAGAGUGUCGCUUGCAGCAGACGGAAGUCUGAUGCUAAUAUCACGAGUUAGGAAUGUCAAUGGGAAGCCAUUUAGUUUCUCUUUUGCGUAUCAUACAUAUUUGUCGGUUUCUGACAUAAGUGAAGUGAGGAUUGAAGGGCUGGAGACGCUUGACUACCUAGACAACAUUUGCCAAAAGGAACGUUUUACAGAGCAAGGAGAUGCUAUAACUUUUGAAGCCGAGGUGGAUCGAGUUUAUCUCAGUACGCCAAAUGUAGUUGCUGUACUUGACCAUGAAAGGAAACGGACAUAUGUUAUCCGAAAGGAAGGACUACCUGAUGUUGUGGUAUGGAAUCCAUGGGAGAAGAAAUCGAAAUCAUUGGUAGAUUUUGGAGAUGAUGAAUACAAGCAGAUGCUCUGUGUUGAUGGAGCAGCAAUCGAGAAGCCUGUAACCUUGAAACCAGGUGAGGAAUGGACAGGGAGGCAGGAACUCUCAGUUGUACCAUCAACAUUCUGUAGUGAGCAUUUGGAUCUCCAGAGCAAUGGUUUUUGAUGGAAUGGUACGAAUCAAAUUUUCAGAAGAUGUACCAGUACGAUGUAUGAUGUUUCAGUAGCUUUACUCGUAGGAAUAGUUCAAUGAUAGUUAACAGCAUGCUUAUUAGCAUUGAACUGAGUGUAAGUAUGAACUCCAUGUUCUAAUGCCAAGAAGAUGGCAAGUCUUUGUAACAGGAAUACACAAUAAGCCUACGUUUUUUCGAGAAUGGCUGCUAAACUUUUUCCACAGUAAAAAUUUGGUCUUUGUUGAUUUCUCUA
Molecule: messenger RNA, 2373 nt
Organism: Theobroma umbraticum
Lineage: Eukaryota; Viridiplantae; Streptophyta; Magnoliopsida; Malvales; Malvaceae
Product: Galactose mutarotase-like superfamily protein
Biological process (GO): carbohydrate metabolic process
Cellular component (GO): cytoplasm
Molecular function (GO): carbohydrate binding; glucose-6-phosphate 1-epimerase activity
Source: RefSeq, a predicted model, not a curated record